AUGUCUGCAACUACACAUGCUGUGAACCCUACUGGGGGUGAAAGGAUGGGAACACAACAAAUGGAAGGCCAACAACAGUCAACCAUGCAAGCGGAUGGAUCGCCUCUGCUAAGAAACCCUUUUACUGGACGCUCUCCUUCAGCCGACUCCGGUGUUAUCGAUGAAUCUCAUUUUCAAGGUGAAUCUCGCCGCUCCGAAUCUCUACCGGGCGCAUCGUCUCCUCCCGUUAGAGAUAGGCGCAUGAGCAAAGAAUGGGAUGCUUCCAAAGUGCCUCCCUCACGCUUUCAGAAGAGAGAGGGCAGCAUUUUCUCAACUUCCAGUUCACGAGAUAGUCACAUAACGCGGCGGGAUCGUGAUGCGUCCUACCACGCCAAAUUGAAGGAGAAGGGCUGGUAG
Messenger RNA from Uncinocarpus reesii 1704, 396 nucleotides. RefSeq lists its product as uncharacterized. The record is from RefSeq and is a predicted model, not a curated record. NCBI's taxonomy places the organism in Eukaryota, Fungi, Ascomycota, Eurotiomycetes, Onygenales, Onygenaceae. The coding region runs from base 1 to 396 and encodes 131 amino acids. The transcript is spliced from 4 exons.